GAUUUGUUAGAUGGAGUAAAGAAUACGCCCCCUAAGCACACUUUGGGCUAAAAAAUGGACAACUCCUUUGUGGAAGAAGUGGCUGCAUCACUGGUGAGAGAAUUUCUCAGUAGAAAGGGUUUGAAGAAAACCAUCACUACCAUGGACCGAGAGCUUCCACGUUCUGCACUUAGCAUCAAUAACAGGAAUGAACUUCGAAAUGUCCUACAUCUGCACUCCUUGUACAAACAGAACAAGGCCAAGGAGAACCCACUGAAAACUCUUCUUGAAAUUAUUACUAAUUACUUCCUUGAGCACCGUGGGACUUCCAGAAGCAUCAGUUCAAGUUCUGCUCUGUCAGUUCCUCAAAGUAAGAGCUCAACAUCUCAUCCACCUGACUUCUUGGAUGAAGAUCAUGUGUGUGGGAGUGCCACUGUGCUUGAUGAAAGCAAAACUCAAGCCUACAGAUAUGAUGUUGAGAAUCCACUAGAUAAAAUCCUUCCAUCCAGAAAACAUCAGCACAAAAGUGAAAAAUGCCACACAGGGACAAUACACAACAGCCACUUACCCUCUGAUGGGGAUAAGAAGUUAAAAGAUAGUCAAGAAGAUUUAAAAGCAGCAAUGAUUUCUGAGGAGCUGAAAUCCAACAUGAAGGAGAAGCCAAGGCCCAGGUCUGGUCUCAUUGUCAGAGGAAUGAUGGCUGGACCAGUAGCAAGUUCACCAGAGGACCUGCAGAAAAGGAGGCUUCCAAAACGAUCCACUAGCAUAAGCAGCACAGCACAGUUCAAGGGUGAAGAACAUGAAGAAAAUGAGCUGAGUGUCCCAAGCACUGAUCUUCAAGAAAGCAAAGGAUCUUCAACACAAGUAAGUAAGGAGUUUGCAUCAAAGACUAUGUCAAGCUCACACACAAGUUCAGCCUCUGAAAAACUAAGAAACAUCCCCAAAGAUACAGAUGACUCUUUUGCCAAACUGCUGUCUGAAAGAGAGAGGACCAAGACAGAAGAAAGAAAAUCAGUUCCAAGCUUUGGUACAGACAGAAGUGAAAAAAGCCUUAAAGUGAGCGGCCCUCACAGACAUUCAGGGGCUGGAAGAGAGAAGAGAGAAAGAUCCUUCAAGAAAAAUGAGAGUCGGUUGUCAGGCCACAGGAAGUCUCCAACAUCCACUUACUGUAAAGAAGAUCAGAUGAAAGAUGUCCUAGAAUUAGUUGAUGUUGAGGAUGAAGAAACAACUGGAGAAGUUAGUAAGAACCCAGAUCUUUCAACACUGUAUAUGCUUCACAUAGUAUCAAAGGCAAUUGAUGUUUCUCUUGCAAAAGAAUUAAAAAAUCUUUUGUUUGGCUCUAGUCUUUGUUGCUUCAGUGAAGAAUGGAAAAUACAGAGUUUUACUUUUAAUAACAUACCACAGUUAAAAUACGGCAUUGUGCAAAAAAAGGGUGGCCCAUGUGGAGUACUGGCUGCAGUUCAAGCCUGUGUCCUACAACAGCUUAUCUUUGCAGACAGUAACAGGAAUAAAGACACUCGUUGUCUUCAGCCCUCAGAAGUACACAGGACCAAAUGCCUCACCAUGGCUAUUGCAGACAUAUUGUGGCGUGCAGGAGGCAAUGAAAAAGCAAUUGUGGCACUGCCAUCAGGAAGACAGCAGUUCACUCCCAUAGGAAAAUACAAGGCAGAUGGAAUCUUAGAAACUCUAAUACUACAUAGUGCCACAAGAUAUGAAGAUCUGAUUGUAUUUCUUCAGCAAAAUAUUCAUCAGUUUGAAAUUGGUCCCUGUGGGUGCAUCCUUCUGACUGUGUCUGUCAUCUUAUCAAGAUCUAUCAAUCUGGUGCGCAAUGAUUUUGAUGUACUUACAAACCGAUUGAUUGGCAGCCAUGGCUACUGUACUCAGGAAUUGGUGAACUUGCUUUUGACUGGCAAAGCUGUGUCCAAUGUUUUCAACAAUGUGAUAGAGCUGGACUCUGGAAAUGGCAAUAUCACAAUAUUGAAAGGUAUCACAAGCCGCAGUGAUAUUGGUUUGCUGUCUCUCUUCGAGCACUAUGAUGUUUGUCAGGUUGGUUGUUACUUGAAGACCCCUAAAUAUCCAAUUUGGUUGGUAUGCAGCGAAAGCCACUUUAGUGUGCUUUUUUCUUUGGAAAAGGAUUUACUAGGUGACUGGAAAACAGAGCGGAGAUUUGAUCUAUAUUAUUAUGAUGGCUUGGCCAACCAGGAAGAAGAAAUACGGUUAACAGUUGACACAACUCAGAUGUGCACUGAAGAUAAAGAAAAUGACCUUACUCCUCCACUUGAGCACUGUAUUAGGACAAAGUGGCAAGGAGCUGUUAUUGACUGGAAUGGCACAGAACCAAUGUUGUGA
Messenger RNA from Haliaeetus leucocephalus (bald eagle), 2328 nucleotides. It is a transcript of the gene MINDY4, whose product is annotated as family with sequence similarity 188, member B. NCBI's taxonomy places the organism in Eukaryota, Metazoa, Chordata, Aves, Accipitriformes, Accipitridae. The record is from RefSeq and is a predicted model, not a curated record. Bases 55 to 2328 code for a protein of 757 amino acids. Gene Ontology annotation, biological process: protein K48-linked deubiquitination. Gene Ontology annotation, molecular function: K48-linked deubiquitinase activity; cysteine-type deubiquitinase activity. The transcript is spliced from 18 exons.